Molecule: messenger RNA, 2184 nt
Organism: Octopus sinensis (East Asian common octopus)
Lineage: Eukaryota; Metazoa; Mollusca; Cephalopoda; Octopoda; Octopodidae
Product: glucose-6-phosphate isomerase
Exons: 19
Coding region: 101-1825 (574 amino acids)
Biological process (GO): glycolytic process; gluconeogenesis; glucose 6-phosphate metabolic process
Cellular component (GO): cytosol
Molecular function (GO): carbohydrate derivative binding; glucose-6-phosphate isomerase activity; monosaccharide binding
Source: RefSeq, a predicted model, not a curated record
UUUCUGUUUAGAUAGUAGAAGAAGGUUAAGGUUAAGCUAGCGUCAUACAGAAGAAGCAAGGCUACCGAAGGACAUUGCCAAGGUCGUUGCCAUCAUAAUCAUGUCUUGUGAGCCGAAAAACGAGUUGACAGCUGAAUCUGCUUGGCUAGAUCUAAAAGCCUACUAUGACCAUCAUGGAUCUUAUUUACAUAUGGAUGAAAUGUUCAAAAAUGAUCCAGAUCGGUUUAAAAAAUACAGUGUUUCUUUGGAGGACUCCAACGGCAACUUGUUGUUGGACUAUUCCAAGAAUCUCAUCAAUGACACUGUUAUCGAGAAACUGAUUGAGCUGGCCAAGCAGCGCAAAGUUGAUACCAUGAGAGAUGCUAUGUUUAAUGGUGAAAAGAUCAAUACAACUGAAAACCGAUCAGUCUUUCAUGUAGCCUUGCGUAACCAAAGUAACCAACCAAUGAAAGUUGAUGGUGAAGAUGUAAUGCCUGGUAUCCAAGCUGUCCUUAAGCAUAUGAGAGAGUUUACAGACUCUGUGAUCCAAGGGCGAUGGAAAGGUUACACCGGCAAAGCCAUCACAGACGUGGUAAACAUUGGCAUUGGAGGCUCAGACUUAGGUCCCUUGAUGGUAACAGAAUCAUUGAAGCCAUUCCAGGUUGGACCUAAUGUGCAUUUUGUUUCUAACAUUGAUGGUACUCAUUUAGCCAAGACAUUGAAGUAUUUGAAGGCUGAAACAACCUUAUUCUUAAUUGCAUCAAAGACCUUCACCACUCAGGAGACUAUAACAAAUGCAAACUCUGCAAAGAAGUGGUUUUUGGACAACUGCAAACAACCCAGUUGCAACAUACUAGGUCGCUGUCUCCCAGUCAGAUUAAAUACGACUAACCAUGUGGCCAAGCACUUUGUUGCCCUUUCAACCAACAAGAAACUUGUCACAGAAUUUGGAAUUGAUGAGAAAAACAUGUUUGAAUUCUGGGAUUGGGUUGGAGGCAGAUAUUCAGUGUGGUCUGCUAUUGGGCUGUCUGUUGCUCUGUUCAUUGGUAUGGACAACUUUGAAAUGUUUUUGAAGGGAGCUCAUUUUAUGGAUCAACAUUUCAAACAGGCUCCUUUUGAACAAAAUAUACCUGUUAUUCUUGCAAUGCUUGGUGUUUGGUACAGCAACUUCUAUCAAAUGGAAUCUCACUGUUUGUUGCCAUAUGAUCAAUACAUGCAUCGUUUCCCAGCAUAUUUCCAACAAGGGGACAUGGAAAGCAAUGGCAAAUCUGUAACACGCACUGGCCAGCGGAUUAAUUAUAAUACUGGACCAAUAGUGUGGGGAGAACCUGGUACCAAUGGACAGCAUGCUUUCUAUCAACUUCUUCACCAAGGAACCCGCUUAGUUCCUUGUGAUUUCUUGAUACCAGUGAACACACACAACCCCAUUGGUGAUGGAAUUCAUCACGAGAUACUUCUGUCUAACUUCCUGGCACAAACUAAAGCUUUAAUGAAGGGAAGAAAAGAGGACGAGAUACUUGAAGAACUGAAGAAAUCUGGAAUGGCCGAGGAUCGUAUUAAAAUGAUUUUGCCCCAGAAGGUGUUCAAAGGCAACCGACCUACCAAUUCUAUAGUCUUUUCCAAACUGACUCCAUUUAUGCUCGGGGCUCUGAUUGCUAUGUACGAACAUAAGAUUUUCGUGCAAGGAAUUGUUUGGGACAUCAAUUCUUACGAUCAAUGGGGAGUUGAACUUGGCAAAGUCUUUGCUAAGACAAUCCAGCCGCAAUUAAAAGGUGACGAACUUAUUACCAGUCAUGAUGCUUCUACAAAUGGCCUGAUUAGCUUCAUUAAGAAGGAGAGGAAAUAAACCCUAAACCUGAUUCCAUUGCCCUCAGUAUCUUCAUUUAACUUAGAAAUUAAUUUAUAGGUCUUUACAUCAACAGAAUAAUUAAUAGAUCUUUACAUCAAAUUUAAAAAUUGAUGUAAUGAUCAUGCUACUGUUACAGUGUUACCAGAAUGUACUAUAUAUAUAUUAAAGCAGUUCUAAUGGAGCAGUUUCUCAGAGUAUGUACAUGUAUAUAUCCAUAUAUAUAUAUGUAUGUAUGUAUAUAUAUAUACAUAUAUAUAUAUAAUGUAUGUAUGCAAAACUAAACUAUGUUUCCCACACAAAAUAAUUGCAGCUGUGAAUUUUGUCCUUCAAUAAAGUUGUUUGCUCUCCUUUUGGGA